This is a messenger RNA of Spodoptera littoralis (African cotton leafworm), 1164 nucleotides long. The record is from the annotation of a GenBank genome assembly. Lineage: Eukaryota; Metazoa; Arthropoda; Insecta; Lepidoptera; Noctuidae.
AUGGCGAAUAAAAAGUUUCUUCUCUCAAGGAUUGUAGUGUAUGCGGUGGCAUUCCUCUCGCUCUGUGCCGCAGCUGAGAAUCAUCGAUGUUACUGGUGUGGUCCCCUAGCGGAGCAGGUACAUCGCAGUCAGCGCGCGCUACCGUGCAGUGGUGGGCAAAUGCAGGUCACCGUCUGCGAUCCUGGAUACCAGUACUGCGCAGUUGUCGCCACCUCGCCGCCAUACAAGGAAUCAAGAUACUGUGUCAAGUUAUACCAAGAUGAGUGCUAUGCGCUCUACUGCAACUCUACCAAAACAUGGCGGAUGACUUGCCCGUGCCUCGGAGAUCUCUGCAAUGGACCUAAUACUGAACGCGAACUGGAAGCAUUCGCGGGACUUGCGAAGAUCGUAUCCAAGACACACAACACCCGGCUUAGACGAGCCUUAGUAACUACUGGACGGUUCAUAAGCUUGAAUCCUAGAAGAAACCGAAUAGACAACGCGACUGCAGAAGCUGUUGAAGAAAUUGAAAAGGAUCUCAACGCAACUAACGUUAAUAUUGAUCUGGAUACUGAAAGUCAUGACGACAAUGUAGCUAAUAUCGUAACAGAAGCAAAAAGCGAAGAACAAGUCGUUGAAACGACUCAAGUUAGUACUGAACUUCAAAAUAGUGAAGCUUCUAAUAACCCUAGUGAGAUGAUGAUUGAACCAACAAACGUGAACACUCAAAUGAAUGAUUCCGUCAUACAAGUUGAUAUUCCUAGUGAAAAUAUGGAAACCAGUAAUCUGAAAACAGAAAUUAUCUUAUUGAAUAACGAAACUGAUAAGGAUGUUGCUAAACCAAACGAAAACGUCCCAGAGGUUCAGACUACUCUUGAAGUUACAACACAGACAACUGUAGAAACAAAAGUUAUGACAGAAACAAACGCUAUGACAGAACCUACCCCAGAAGUAGUAAAAACUGCACCAACUGAAGCUAAGUUUAACAAUCUGAAGCCAAGUGAACAGUUGCCUACUGCAGAAGCUUUCCAAUUUACUGACGCAGCAACAACUAAAACUACUGAAAGUGUUAUGCUUACAAGCACAACCCAAACUACAAUGCCACUCAAAAAUAACACCGCUACCCGCUUCGAUGCACACAUACUAACCCUAGCCGUCGGCGUCGUUCUAAAUUAUAAUCUUUAA